This is a messenger RNA of Ipomoea nil (Japanese morning glory), 474 nucleotides long. RefSeq lists its product as uncharacterized. The coding region runs from base 1 to 474 and encodes 157 amino acids. The record is from RefSeq and is a predicted model, not a curated record. Lineage: Eukaryota; Viridiplantae; Streptophyta; Magnoliopsida; Solanales; Convolvulaceae. The transcript is spliced from 2 exons.
AUGGAAGAACUACUGAAACCAUUGUUCCCUCCCGUGGACUCAAGCAAGGAUGCGGAGAGGAAAGGAUUGGUUCAGGGUUGUAGAGUAGCUAGGGGAGCACCUCCAGUCUCCCACUUGUUCUUUGUUGAUGACAGUUUGCUAUUCUUUAAGGCUAAUUUGCAGGAGACUUCGGUUGUUAAGGGUUGCCUACAGUGCUGUGAAAUUGUCGUUGGCCAACCAAUCAAUCUUCAUAAGUCAAGUGUCUCAUUUAGCCGAAAUACAAGCGAAGAUGUGAAAACGGAGGUGGCAGGUACUAUGGGGCUGGAAUUAGCCGAUGGGUUUGGGAAGUAUCUUGGGCUACCCACGGUAGUUGGGCAGGAUAAAAAGGCAAUGUUUGGCUAUGUGGAGCAGAAGUUGAGGCACAGGUUUGGCUCGUGGAACAAGAAGUUGCAUACAAAUGCAGGCAAGGAAGUUUUACUUAAAAGUGUGGUUUAG